GGGUACCUGGUGGGCACCUGAUGGUCUCUACCAGUGGCACUACAUCGCGCUAUCUCCUAGCUCGCUAUUCGACAGAUCGUGGACCGCGCGCGUGCAUCCGAACCUUGUCGGGGACCGGUCAUCUCGUUCUCCUUUAUCGAUCUGCCUUCUCCUCCGUCAUUGUUCAUCUAUAUCUCGUUAUUUCCUCUCCCCCCUCUCUCUCUCUCUAUUCCCUUUUCUGCUCCUUGGCCAGACAAUCCUCUCUUUUCUCUUUCUCUUCCCCGUAUGCGAACGACCACUCGCGAAUUAAAAAGGAGGCCCACGGCCGGCCCCGCUUGGAUUUAAUCGCGGGAACGCAACGAGUGAUAUUCGCGCUGUGCCGAUCACGGAUCUCGGGACUCAGUGGAUCGAUCGAUUAUCGCGCGUUGUCGGAGAAGCAUUUCGUUUCCGUCGAGGAAACGGAAGUAUGAGGAACGUAUCUUGUGAUCGGGAAGUGAGCCUCUAAGAAGGGAAAGAAGAGGAGGAGGAGGAAGAGGAAGAGGACUAUUGACGUGACUCUUCCUUCGUUUUUAAAUAAAAAGAAAUCGGACAAUCGUCAUCCCUCGAUAUCCCACGGUAUCUUAUCGGCAAAGUCGCCGCGGAGAGAUGCGGAGGAAGACGGAAGCGAGAAGCCAGCCGCAAUAAAUCGAUCGAUAGAUCGUAAAAGCUCGGAGCGGGAUCUACGAGGUGCGGCGGUCCCGCGCGAAACCGAAACGUAAGGUUGCACUCGAUAGCGAAUAGAGAAACUCGCCCGGUGUCUCUUUCUCCGCUCUUCCCACUCUCUUUCUCGGACAGCUUGUUGUGAGUUACAUAAAGACAGAUUUUACUGGUCAGUUAAUGAACCCGGUUGUGCGUGCGCCCGUGGGACGUCCAACGGCGACGAGAACGACGAGGACGACGACGACUGCGACGACGGUGAUCAGGUUGACAUUACGCAAAAGCCAAGGAUGAAAGACCAACGGCGGGACGACGAGUGAAAGUGAAGCCGGGGCAACGCGUCUUACCUGGACCAGCUGUGAAAGUGCAGUGCGUAAUACGAACUCGAGGAACGUAUUGUGGUACUACCUGUCGAAACCGCGUCAUCGACAUCACGACGACGACGACGACGAUGAUGAACAGGUAAUGAGGCGAUGAUAACGAAAACGACGAUGACGACGGUGCAGACGCGCGCUCGUCAUGAGGACGAUGCCCGGCACGGUGAUGCCAGAUGAUAAGGAUGAUCUCUUAUAGACGCUCACGCAUCUUGAAUCGACGCAUUCCUGACCGACAAUCAGAGCGUGGAGCAAUUAAUUAGGCGCCUCUACCCUAUUAUCUAAUCCGCUUUUAUCCAAGUGAGCUUGUUGACGUUUUUGCCGGUUAAUCGCGCAUCGGCCUUUCGAGAACUAUCGACAGCCGAACUGCUGAGUAGAAUUAUUAUAAGAACUUCUUCGCGAAAUAUGCGCAUUAGUCGCCGGCAGGAAACCUCACGUUUGACACGUAGUGUACGGUGAAAAAGGGGAAAAAAGUACCGGCGGAACUGAAGGCUGGAUCGAGUACAAAGUAACGGCGAUUAAUUCGGAUCGACCAGUGCAAGGAACAUUUAUUCUCACCGGGUGACGUGUCUUGAUUGGGUCGUUCCUAUCAGUCCAGGUUCGAAACAUCGUUUCUUUUCUACGGCGCGCAUCGUACCUGAGAUCGAAGAUGAAGUUCAUCACGUCCCUAUUCGGGACCGGGUCCCCGAAGGUGAUGGGCAGGCAGUACAUGAAGGUCGGCAGAAAUGCCCUCUUUGGCGUAAAGACUGAUCGUGCUGAAGACAUCUGCACUGAGAAGGUGCCGAAGCCUCUCUCCCUGCUGAUCUCCAGGAAAGGAAAGCUCAGACACGGUAGAAUAACAGCGAUUUGCCUUGGCCUCCUUGCACUUGUGAUCGGUAUAGUGCUCAGUAGUAUACCAUGGGUCGAUUAUAUUAUUCUAAAACAACUACGACUAUGGAACGGCUCAAUUUCUUUCCAAUAUUGGCAGAAGCCAGGCAUAACACGAUUGACCAAAGUAUACGUAUUUAAUGUAACCAACGUGGAAAGCUUUUUGCAGUUUAACGAGAAGCCGAAGCUUCAGGAAAUUGGACCGUUCGUUUUUCGAGAGGAUAUGGAAAAAGUCAACAUCGUAUUUCACAAUAAUGGAACGGUUAGCUAUCAGCACAAGAAAAUUAUGAACUUCGUGCCCGAAUUGUCCGAAGACAGGAAUAUCAAGAUGAUGAUACCGAAUAUCCCUUUACUGACAGUUUCGGCUCUAACCAAGAAUCUCCCACGCUUCCUCACGUUCGGAGUCUCAAUGUUCGUAAGCGGAAUGCGUAUGAAACCGUUUAUUCCUGUGACCAUUGAUGAAUUCGCUUACGGCUAUGACGAUCCAUUCGUUAGUCUCGGGCAUCGGUUUCUUCCCAGAUCAAGACGACCUCAGAGCAAAAUGGGCUUCCUGCUUGGAAGAAACGGUACAUUGAGCGAGGUACAUACGAUGUACACCGGACACACAGAUAUGAAGAAGUUCGGUUUAUUGGAGCGAUUAAACGGGCUUGAUAAUUUGCCAUAUUGGGCUGACGCGCCUUGCAACUCCCUCUCUGCCUCGGAGGGUUCCUUCUUCCCACCGCGAGAUAUCACCGGCUCGGACAUCGUUUAUAUCUAUGAUAAGGAUCUCUGCAGAAUAUGGCCAAUGCAGUAUCGCUGCCCGGUGGUAAAAACGGGCAUCAAAGCGGACUUGUACACACCGGCGGAUUGGAUUUUCAAUCAUCCGACCGAAUCAGCGCCGGAGAACAAAUGCUUUUGCCCGGACAACAGCGCCGACUGCCCGCUACAAGGCUUACAGGACAUCAGCCCGUGCCAGUUCAACGCGCCAAUCUAUAUAUCCUUCCCGCAUUUUUACAAAGCGGAUCCUAAAUUGCUGAACUCCGUUGUCGGACUCAAUCCGGUCGAGAAGCUACAUUCAUCGUAUAUGAAGAUUCAGCCGAAACUCGGCGUGCCGAUCGAAGCGAAAUUACGUGUUCAGAUGAAUCUGAAGGUGGAACGGCAUCCUUACAUUGCGGCGAUCGCGAAUUUUCCCGAUAUCGUUUUUCCGAUCAUGUGGCUCGAGGAAGGAGUAGAGGAGCUCACACCGACUAUCCGAAGAUUGCUCUAUCUGUCGACUACGUUUCUCGAUAUCGGUGUGCCUUGCUUCACAUAUGGUUUGAUUUUGGCCGGUUUGACGGUUAUCAUCACGGUUUUCGUCAAGGCAAACAACAACCCAGUGCUGGCGCACGAGGCGAUCGAGCUAGGAAAGAGGACUAUCAGAAGGGGCUCGUCAUUCUUGAUUAACGGCCAGCAUCGACUGAUGUCCAGCAGGGAUUCUUACAUCCUGCUGAAUAAUGAUAUCGACGAAAAGCAAGAUAUUAUAGAGAUCUGACGGACUUGACUAGAUAUAAGUGUUAACUUUACUGUCGUGCUAGUAACGAAAAAGAUAAUUAAUGACGCCUAAUCUCGAUUGUAUUGACGAUUAAAUUAAUGUUGACAUUAACAAACGAUGUAACAGUUUGUUGCGAAAAUGUGAUUACUAUCAUUUAUUCACUGAUGAUUCAAAGCUGUCUAAAAAAAUGUUUGAUUAUAGGUGAAUAUGUACAUAUAUAUAGGUAAAAACCUGUUUUUUUUAGAAAGAAACCGAAAAAAUUCGUGGAAAAAUGGGAAAAUUCGAGGUUUUUCCAAUUUCUUUCAUUCAUCCAUGGAAAAAAACUCGAGAAAACCACGGAUAAUUGAAUAAACUAGAUUUUUUCAAAUCUAUAAAUCUAAAUAUACAUAUAUAUACCUAGGAAUCUCAGGAAUUCGUAUUAGAGUCUGAGAUGUUCAGGGUUUAAACUUUUCGCGUUGACUUUUUUCCUUAAUAAACAAAUUAAUGAAAUAUUUUCGUUUUUUUUUCAUAUUGCAAGAAUGAUCUAUUUUAGAUUAAUCACUUUUCAAGUUCGUAGGAUGAAGGGUCAAAGUAUUUACGAAAGGGUUAAGGUAUCUGACAUAUGGAGUUUAGGAAUUAGAAAAUCAAAGAUCUGAAUAGUUUAGUGGUCAAUUGACCUGAGUACUAAUUAACAUAUAAUUUAAAGUAAGAAUACUUAGAGUCCCAGGAUUUGCAUAAAGAAUACGGGAAUCACUCACCGAGAUUAUCCCUUAUUAAAGUCUCGUAUAUUUCUUUCUUAUAUUUGUCGUAUGAAGGGCCGCAAGUCCUUCGACUUAUUUAGGAUUUACAGGACUCUAUAUAUGAUUUCAUCAAACACUCAUUCAUUAGCAUAUACUUCUGUAAGGUGAAUGGAUUUAAUUUAUACGUAAAGACGUGCACAUCAUGAAUAUAAACUUCGAUAUUGAUUAAUCAAGGAUUUUUUCGAUUAUCGACUGAAUUUGGAUCGAAAGAUUGACUUAAAAUUGGAUCGAAAAUUACCAACACCUGUAAAUCUUAACAAAGACUCGAGUAUGUAUUGCAAGAUUUCAUGCACAUGUGCGUGCAUAUACGUUAGAUUUUUCAUCAAACAAAUAGUGACCGGUCGAUUUUGUUCCAAAAUCGGGUAAGAUUAGGCGUCAUUAAUUAAUAAUUGCGACUUUAUUAAAAAUAUCGGAUAAGUAUCCGCGCAAUGUGUGAUAAGGCACGGCGUAAUACAAUACGUCUUCUUCGAUACUGUAUACACCAAAGUCUCUUCGUUGACGGUCAAGAAGACUAAUUUAAAUGACUACAGACUAUGCGAAGCCAAAUUGAUGUUUCGUAUUUCGUGUCAAAUGAAGUACCUUGUAUAGGUAAAAGAAAUCGUCCCUCAUUUCAAGCGAAUUUAAUCGACCGAGAGACCGGAGAAAAGUCUUUUCAAUCGCUUCGCUGGAUUUAAAUUCGCCAAAGAAUCUGCGAGAUCUUUUGCAAUGCGCGAAAAAAGGCAACAGGAUCGUUAUAAUAUUUCAUAGCUAUAACAAAACACGUUGUUAUAAGGUGUGUGCGUGCAUGAGUUCUUUGUUGUUAAUUAAUUACGGAUGGAAGAAACGAUGAAACUUUUAUAAAUUGGGAUUUGCUGGUCUCCGUGAACACGCCAAUCAGGGAUCUGCUUGAUCGUUUCCGGUACCAUUAAGAAUCCCAGGAUCACAUUAAGUAUAUAAAUUAUGUGUCUGUGAUUCCGUCCUUAUUUAUAUGUAACGUGAAAUUCGCGUUUGAACGGAGAACAACGAGGAGAAAUUUUCUCGGCAUCGUGAACACGAAACGAAAUCUUUCAAAUCGCGACAGCGAUACUUAUUCUCAACUCGUGUCCCACUCGUGCUUGGCCAUAAUCUAGUGCAAUAUUAGUGAUCUUACGUUAAGUAUACCGUGAACAAUUUGUCACCAAUACGAACAUCGUCGAUUAGAAGCGAAGUCAAUUGCCGAUAGCUGUAGCGUUAAUGUAUAACUAUAGAAAUAUUUAUUUCGAUUAAUGCGAUCGUUUAUCUUCUCACGGAGCGUAGCACGAAGAAGAACACGAAGAACAAUUUGGACAAACGUACGAUUUAACUCUAAGUGAAAGAUCGGUGCACACCGUAAGUUUAACGCAGCUCGACGAUCAAUUGAAUGAGUGAUAUAAUCGAUAGGGCACAGUGCGAUUACGUAUUAGAUUUAAGUAAUUUUAAUCGAACCCGCAGUUGUAAACAGUAGGAUAAGUUUAUUCUAGCGCGUGUUUGUGAAAACGGAACUUUGUUAUUGGAAUUUAAUAAAAUACCUUUAUCC
Messenger RNA from Dinoponera quadriceps, 5739 nucleotides. RefSeq names its product scavenger receptor class B member 1-like (gene dsb). The record is from RefSeq and is a predicted model, not a curated record. Bases 1699 to 3426 code for a protein of 575 amino acids. Gene Ontology annotation, cellular component: membrane; cytoplasm. Lineage: Eukaryota; Metazoa; Arthropoda; Insecta; Hymenoptera; Formicidae. Gene Ontology annotation, molecular function: scavenger receptor activity. The transcript is spliced from 10 exons.